Molecule: messenger RNA, 6078 nt
Organism: Crotalus tigris (Tiger rattlesnake)
Lineage: Eukaryota; Metazoa; Chordata; Lepidosauria; Squamata; Viperidae
Gene: ZNF277
Product: zinc finger protein 277
Exons: 4
Coding region: 3987-5075 (362 amino acids)
Source: RefSeq, a predicted model, not a curated record
UGAAGACAGAGAACUAAGGGAGAAACUUCAACAACAAAGACUGAAAGAUAUUCUGGAUCAGCAGCAGCAAGAAAGAUAUGAUGCAGAUUUUCAUUACAUAUGCAUGUUUUGUGACCAGCCUUUUUCAGGCAACAGUUUCCAAUGUUUAUACUGUGAAAAAACAUUCGAGGAUAAGAACAAACUCAAGGACCACAUGAGGAAGAAGCAACAUCGUAAAAUCAAUGCUAAAAACCAAGAAUAUGAUAGAUUUUAUAUUAUUAAUUAUUUGCAGCAAGAUUUCCCUAUGCACAAAAGUGGAAGGAUGCCAUGAUUUCUACCAUGGAUGAAUGAUUACAAAAGCUGAUGGAAUUAGCAGAGAUGGCCAAAUUGAUUGUGCUGAUAAAAGAAAAGAACAUAAGUACUUUUGUUUCUACUUGGAAACCGCUUCUGGACUUUUGUUUCUUCUGCCUCCUUUCUUCACACCUUUUUUGUUUUCCUUUUUUUACUGUUGCCCCCUACUAUUUGCUUUUGUAUUUUCACAUUUUAUGUUAUAAAUGAAUAAAACUAAAAAAAAAAAAAAGACCUGCCCCAGUUUGAUCCCUUAAGGAAAUAAAACUCUUGACCUCUUGAUUCCUUUUUACUAAGGAAUACUGGUUGCAGUAGAGUCAAGCAGAAUCUGAAAUUCCCACGCAGAAAUACAGAACUAAAACCCUGGUUUCCCCUGGCCCUCCUCUCGUGGGCUGUAGCGUACCCAAUCCAGCGCCACUGUGAUGUUAUGAGAAACUCUGAGGUGUUUGGGCUGGUGAAAUUCCAUACUCGGGGCAAACAGCCUUGACAAUGCCAGGAUGCCAACAGGAACCAGAUUCCAGGCUGCUCUGUUCUUCAACUGUCAGUUCCCCCAUCCGAAUUUCCCAUUAUAAAAAUAUAAUGGAGCCAGUUGUCAGAGCGGGCGGCAGUGCAAAUGGUCUCUCUGGCAUCACCAAACGCUCGUCCUAGGUCCGUGGGGCUCAUCCGAGCCGAAAGAAGCCUCGGGGCGACAAGGUGUGGGCGAUCUGCUCUGCUGUCGGUGGCGACUGGUGACGGGAAUAGAUAAACCCAGAACCGAGCAGAUCGGGAAGAAGACGGCCAAAAAUGGCCGCUGAAGCUGACAGCUGGACGGAGUAAGCGAGGAAAUAGUGGAAUGACGGUAAAUCGGAUUUGACUAGAUUGACUUUUUCCCAAAGCUUUGUGAGCGGAUUUGGUAGAUGCCUCAAAAAAGAAAGCGGAAAGGGGAAGCCUGGAAAAAGAGAAGCUGAAGGAGAGGAGCGGAGGUGGCGAGUGAAAGUGGCAGGAAGAGCUCCUGGAAGAGCCUGAUGUGGAGGAGCCAGGCUGCACUGAUUAAAGACGUAGCAUUUUAAAGUCACAUAAAAGGACAGGAAUCAACCUUUAAUUAAGCUAAGAACCUUGUCUGAGAGUCUUAUGGCCUUUGGCUUUUGCCUUUGACUGCUAAGUGGAUUGGCUGGCGGAAAGGUGUCUUUUUUUCCCUUCUCCCUGGAAAGGAAUAGAGAUUGCAUGACAGGAGGAAUUGGAACGAUAUAGAGACUGACAACUUUGGAAAGUGUUGUUGAGGAGAUAGCAGGUGAUUACAUGGACGUAUAGAACGGAAUGGUGUGAGACAGAAGAAAGAAGAUAAGAGAAAGGGUAUUAAAGAGAAAUUGAAGGGUUUAUUGGUUAUACAAAGAAAAAAGGAAAUGCUGGGAAAGUUUAAAGUUAACAUCAGAGAUUGAAUUUUUAGAACUUGUAUUUGUAUUAGUAUUAUGCUGAUAGAUUUACAUAGACGGAAUAUACCAGCGAUAUUAUUGUUUAAACACCUGAGAGGGGAACAAGGUAAAGGGGGAGAAAGUGGAAGAACAAAAAGAGGGAAGUGGAAAGUGGAUAUUUUGGAAGAAGAGUAAGUUGUGGGAAAGUUUAUUUAAAAUGGCAAGCAAUCCAAACUUAGCUAAGAUUGGUGGGGGGGAGAAAAAUGCAACACAAGGUUCAAGUCCCAUGAGCCAAAGAUCGUUAGAUGACAUGCUUCAAAGAGAAUGUUCCAACCCACUUAAAGAAUUACAGGCAAUGAUGCAGGCAAUGCAGGAAGUCAUGAUGAAGAACCAUGAGGAAAUCAAAACGGAACUAGAAGUGGUUAGGAAUGUUACUGGAGAAAUGAGAGAGAAGAUUCAGGCAAUGGACGGAAGAUUUGAAGUGGUUCAGCAGCAAAUCACACAAAAUGAGCAGAAGUUGCUGGCAGUAGAGCAAAGAUUGGAUAAUGAAGAAAAGAAGGUGGAAGAGAUGGAUAAAAACUUAACUGUGGCUAAUAAAGAGUUAAUGACAGCUGUGACGUUACUGGAAGCGGAGAAGGCGACCCAAUAUCUUAGAUUCCAAAAUGUUGUAGAGGAAAGAGGAGAAGAUCUCCCAGACAAGAUGGCGGAUUUGUUGACAGGAGGUCUUGAGAUUGACAAAGAAGAGAUUAUUGUUGGAAUGGAUGAGACAUACAGGGUGCAGACAAACUAUGGGAGACAACAUGUGAAGGAGAGGUCCAUGUGAAGUUUAUAGAAAAGAAAAUUAGAGAUGAAAUAUUAUAUAGGACAUGUGACAAACAGUUAGAAUACAGAGGGAAACAAAUUAUUGUGUUAAAACAAAUACCUAAAAGGAUGAGAGACCUCCGAAAGAACUACCUCUUUCUGACCUCCAGGUUACAUCAAAGCAAUGUAAAUUUCAGAUGGCUAACACCAGAGGGGCUUAUUGUGACUUGGCAGGAGAACAGGUUUAGAUUGGAUACAGUGGAGAAAGCAGAAGACUUCUACAGGCAAUACUGUGCCUCAGAGGAAGACUUGAGAGAUCUCGCGGAAGAAAGAGCUAUGGUUGAAAAAAGAAGAGAUAUUGAAUGAAUGUUGGAGAAAAGAGGGACAGAACAAAGCAUAGAGGAAAUGAGAGGGGGAAGAGGACAAGAUAGGCUAGAACAACAGGGGAGACGUUCAGAGGAGGCGAAGGAAAUAAAAAUUACUAGAAGCACAAAGACACAACAAAAACAGGAUACUGGGUGAGGAGUAUAGGAUUUGGUCAACAAAUAUUAGAGGGUUGAACGCACCAGUAAAGCGUAGGAAAGUUUUUAGUAAGCUUAUUAAAUUAAAUGCAGACAUUAUUGCGUUAUAGGAGGUUCACAUAAAAAAUGAUAAAGAAUAUCUAUUAGAACAACCUAAAUUAGGUAGGCUAUAUGUUUCACUAGACGAGAGAAAAAAAGAGAAGUUCUGUAUGUUAAGCAGAAGAUAACUUUGAAACAAAUUUAUAAAGACAAAGAGGGAAGGGCUUUGAUAAUUGAGGCUAAACUGAAUAAAAAAACAAUAAUUGUUGUAAUAUAUGCCCCAAACAGAGCUCAAGUAUCCCUUUUCAACAAUCUUCAUAAUAAGAUGAGUGAUAUAGAGGGAGAUGGUUUUUGUAUAAUUGGAGAUUUCAAUGCGAUCGCAGAUAAAACAAAAGACUAUAAAAGCACGGAGGCAAGGAAAGGAAACCAAAAAAAACCCACUUCCCAAAACCUUUUUUGAGAUGUGUGCAGAUCUUAGCUUACAUGAUGUUUGGAGGGAAAGGAAUUAUGAUAAGAGGGAAUACACAUACUUUUCUAAUAGACACAGAUCAUGGACAAGGAUAGACAACCUGUGGUUUUCAAAAGAAUUAGACUCUGAAAUCCAAGAAAUUGAUAUAGAACCUAGUCUCUGGGCAGACCAUAACCCAAUAAGUUUUCGCUUGAAAGGACAAAGAAGCAGGCCAAGAUGGACUCUCCAAAGAGCGAUUCUCAAAGAAAAAGAAUUUAAGGAAAGUAUGGAGAAAGAAAUGCACUUUUUCUUUCAAGCGAAUGACAAUGGGGAUACAUCCUUGCAGAACAUCUGGGAUACGGCUAAAGCAUAUGUGAGGGAUGUAGCAAUCUCGUACAUGGCUAAGAGAAACAAAGAGUAAAAACGGCUAAGAGAAACAAAGAGUAAAAACGAUAUAGGAUGAGGCUUGAGGAAGAAUACAAACAGGCCGAAAUACAAUUUCAGAGAGAUCCUGAAAACAAAGGAUUGAAAAACAAAAUGGAUCUAAUUAAACAUAAACUUUGUAUAGAGGAUUCGGAAAAGUUAGCACAAAAAUUACAGGCAGCUAAGCAAAAUAACUUUGAGCACACGAACAAACUGGGAAGAUGGCUGGCAUAUAAAUUAAGACAGAAAGAGAAGCUAUGGAUCAGUAAUUUGGAAGAUGAGAAAGAAGAGAUUCAGGGGGAGGAGACUAUAAAAAGGGGAAUUGCUCAAAGAUACUAUGAAAAAUUAUAUAAGAGAAAUGAGGGGGGGAAAGUAGAAAGAAUAAUAGAAUACUUAGAGAAGGCAGAUAUACCAAAGAUACCGGAGGAAAUAAAAUCUAUGUUAAAUGAGGAAAUAAGAAUGGCUGAAAUAACCAGGGCUAUAAGUAAACAAAAGAUCAAUAAGGCGACUAGCCCAAAUGGAAUACCAGCGGAACUAUAUAAAGAGCAACAAAGUGUACUUAGUCAAUACUUGCUAGAAUUUUGCAACACUGUAUUAACCGAAGCUAGAUUACCUAAGUCCUGGACAGAGGCAAACAUAAUAUUGAUAUCAAAAGAAGAAGCGGAAAAAACACGGAUACAAAAUUAUAGACCUAUAUCAUUAUUGAAUUCUGAUUAUAAAAUUUUUGCCUCAAUAAUGGCGGAGAGAUUUAAAAAUUAUCUUAUUGAUUUUAUACAUUCUGAUCAAAAUGGGUUUUUACCAAACAGGCAGACUAAGCGGAACAUAAGAACAAUCUUAGACAUUCUUGAAUUUUAUGAGUCGCAUAGUGAUCGUCAAGUGGCACUUCUGUUCCUUGAUGCACAGAAGGCUUUUGACAAUGUCAAUUGGCUAUUUAUGAUCCAACAAUUAAAAUCAAUGGAUGUUGGAGAAAAAUUUUUAAACGUGAUAACCGCAAUAUAUUCUGAACAAAAGGCCCAGAUCAUAAUAAAUGGAGAGGCCACUGAUAAAUUCAAUAUACAGAAAGGCAUAAGACAAGUAUGUCCUCUCUCACCAUUGUUAUUUAUAUAUACAUUAGAAACGUGCUAGAGUAGUAAGGUAAGAAGAGCAGAUUAAAGGAUUUAGGAUUAAGAAAGAAACAUACAAACUUCAAGCUUAUGCAGACAACUUAGUAUUUAUAUUAGAACACCCAGAACAAUCAGGGCAGAAGUUAUUCGAAAUAUUGGAAGAGUAUGGAGAUCUGGCAGGUUUGAAAAUAAAUAGAAAUAAAACAAAGAUUAUUACAAAAAACAUGACUAAUAUACAGAAAGGAAAUCUUGAGGGAAAAUUAGGUAUACAAGUAGUUUCCAAAUUAAAAUAUCUAGGAAUAGUUAUUUCAGCACACUGCUCAUCAAUUAAGAUAACUAUGGCAAAUUGGUAAAGAAUAUAAAAGAAGAUUUAGACUGUUGGAAAAAUUUACAUCUCUCAUAUCUCGGGAGAAUUGCAGCAGUGAAGAUGAACAUCCUACCUGAAAUGAUAUUCCUGUUUCAGAACAUCCCAAUUCAAUUAGACAAGAAAUUGUUCAAGGAGUUGAAUAAAUUAACUUUAGAAUUUGUGUGGUCAAGAAAGAAGGCAAGAAUAAAAUUAAAGGCAUUACAGGAUGCCGAAGAGAGGGGAGGUUUAGGUUCCCAGAUUGGGAGCUAUACUACCAAGCAGCGGCCCUGACGUGGAUUAGAGACUGGAUAACCUUAGAAAAUAAAAAGAUAUUUACAUUUAGAGGGUUACGACCUCCAGCAGGGUUGGCAUGCUCAUAUAUAGACGGGGCAGAGCAGAAACCACCAGUAUUUUUUAAGACAUAAGGUUUGGCAAGAACUAAUAAAAAGCUGGAAUAUAGUCAAACGUCAACAUUAUACAAAGAUCCCGGCUUGGUUAUCCUCAUUAGAGGCAGUCAUAUAUCCCAAUCUGUAUAGGAAAGACAAGGCUAUGUUAUAUAAAGACAUCUUGACAAAAGAAGGUUACCUAAAACAAAAACAAGAGUUAAGACAACAAGGAAUAGACCUGGAAUGGUGGUCUUAUCUCCAGAUACAAGCAAGAUACAUGAAGGAUAAGCAAG